Penaeus vannamei (Pacific white shrimp) is the source of this 1982-nucleotide messenger RNA. The record is from RefSeq and is a predicted model, not a curated record. NCBI's taxonomy places the organism in Eukaryota, Metazoa, Arthropoda, Malacostraca, Decapoda, Penaeidae.
UCGUAAAUUAUCCUUAUCAGUGGGCCUAUCAUCGUUAUUCUUUCAUAACUGCUAUUAUCAUUACCACAUUACGAACCAAGCUUUCCUUUAAAAAUUGAGUCAUCAAACGUAUUAAAAAACAGGUUUUAUUAGGCCAGUCAUAGACCUCACCUUUACAUCAAACCGAAAUAGCAAAGGCCCCAAAAAGACGAAAAAAAAGACGAGACGAGAAAUCAUCGAGAAUGAAUCGGAGGUCCGGAGCCGCGCAUGGCCUCAUGCUUAAGUAAAGAGGCAUUGAUUCAUAGGCGGUCACCGAAGCGUGUGUCAUUCCCUCACAGACCGUGAUCGGAGGAGGGUUGCGUGGUCUCGUUCCAGCGAUCCACGUGCUGUUUAAGACAACUUUUUUUUUGGUACAGUUUGGAUUCUUGGUAUAAUUGACAGUUGAAGUGGUCCCUCUUGGAAUUCUCUUGUUGGAGGAGCAUUUUAUUUUAUUUUUUUGCAUCAUUCGUUCUUCCUGGGAAUCUUCCUGGGAAUCUCUGUGUCAUAGAAAACUGCGGCUGUCGAUUUUAUUUUGAAGUUAUAUUCAGCAUCAGUUAAAAGUUCUUGCUACCUGGCCUUUGCGAGAGCAAGACUAAGCAACGAUGUUGUGGCCAAUGUACGUCCUCGCGUUUGUCGCGGCCGGCGUGAGUGCCUCCGACGUCUUCCUGUACAGCCGGCACUCCUGCGACGACCUCAUCCCGCGACACCCCGUGGCGAUAGAGAAGGCCGACGCGAUGAUGACCAACCACGUCCAGCAGCCGACGCCGACGAAGAAGGCCGACACCGAAAACGCCAACGCCAACGCCACGACGACGUCCACCACCACCACGACCACCACGACCCAGCCUCCGCCCCCCGCCGUCCCCUUGUACACUGGCAGCGCUGAAGUCAAAGUCAUGACGAGCGAGAACACUUACCGGCGGCUCAAGAGUCUUCGAGUGACCCUCCAAUCAAGCACGUACUUCAACGGCUUCAUGCUCCAAGCCCGCAAAGUAGCCAAGGGCGCCGAUGGCAAGGCCGAAGUCGUGGGAAGGUUCCUGCAGAUGCACCACCGAGCCAAGUUCCUCUCCUGCCCGAACGGUUCAGCGCUCGAGAACACCGUCAUCCACGAGGAAGCCCCGCUCCGGCUGGCCAAUCUGACGUUCGUGUGGAUGGCUCCCCAGAUGGACCUGGGCGACAUUCAGUUCGUAGCGAGUAUUCUUCUAGACGGCGGCAUGAAGUACAAGAUCUUUCAGUCGCAACCUCUCAGCCUUAACAUAUAUCCUGUGUCGACCAAGGACUGCGCGGUGGUCAAGAGCUGCUUCCGCUACUGCACGGGCUACAGCGGAAGCGACUGCCAGGCCCACACCGCGCGCUACACAGCUGCCAUGGAGUUCACAGCGGCCAAGACGGGGGUCAAGUUCACGCUGGGAGGUCUGCUGGCGGACGAGGAAGGCUACCUCGCCAUAGGCUUCAGCAGGGACGGCCACCAGAUGACCAACGCGGACAUCAGCGUGUGUUACAGGAGCGCCGAGGGAGAGGUCGGCGUCGAGCAUUACCUCCUGGACAACAUCGACUACAUGCCCGACCUGCAUCUGGCGGAAUUGCAGCUCGAAUCCUCUGACGUGGACGGCGACUACGUGUGGUGCACCUUCAGCCGCCCGAUCAAGGGAAAGGACAGUGCCGUUCUCGACCUUUCGGAGCCGACCUAUUACUUCUAUUUUUUGGGGCAGAAGGAACGGCACGGAAGACGUGGAAUUAAUACUUAUAUUCUUCCAGCCAUCUACUUACCUGAGGCGAGAUACAUGAAGAGAUCAGACAUGAGGAUCAAGUUAGACGACGAACUCUUCAAUGAAAUCGUCUACGGCAGCGCCCCUCGCCACGCUCCCUAUAUUUCCAUAGUUGCCGCUGCAAUACUGAUUUCACUUCAGCAAUGGCAGACUGAUUUAGUGACUGUACAAGUUUCUGAAAAGUUCUCACCUUAA